CAAGUGAGACUCCUUGACUCUCCUUGGUUCGUGGAUAAUGGUGAACAUCAUAGUGAUUGGUGCCGGAGUGGUAGGCCUCUCUACAGCGGUUAAUAUCCAAAGGGUUCUGCCAGGGGUAAAGGUUAAGGUCGUUGCUGACAGGUUCUAUGACAAAACGACAAGCAUUGGAGCUGGAGGAAUAUUCCUCCCUACAGCAAAAGCCAUCCCUGGGAUACCUGUUGAUACACUAAAACGAUGGUGCGAGAAGUCUUGGAAUGUAUACUCCCAGUUGGCAACCUCAGACCUCGCCAGUACCACUGGACAUACAGUAUCACAUGGAUACAAGUUUGUCAAAACUGAGGAAAAGACACCCUUGUAUGCCAGUAUGGUGUACUCCUACAGAAAAAUGCUGCCAGACGAACUUACCAGGCUAGGAGUCAACAGCAAAUUUCGAUUCGGAUACGAGGUAACAACUAUUAUCACAAACAUGAGGAAGUAUCUGUUCUGGCUCAUGAAACAAUUCACAGAUAAUGGUGGCAAGGUGGAGAAAAGGACAAUAGAAAGCUUAAGUGAAUUAUACGGUCAGUGUGACAUAGUGGUCAACUGUUCCGGACUGGGCAGUCAGCAGCUUUGUGGAGACAAGAUUAUAUACCCGCUAAAUGGACAGGUCAUCAGGGUCGAGGCCCCCUGGGUUAAGGACUGGGUCUUUACUGACACAAGUACAUACAUUCUACCAAGCGAUGACUUUACUGUGCUUGGCGGAAUUAAGGAUAAAGAUAACUAUUCCAUGACGCCAGACCCUUCCGUCAAACAAGGAAUCCUUGACAGAUGUCUCGAUGUAUGGCCUGCAUUAAAGGGAGCGAGGGUUAUAGGAGACUGGGUAGGUCUAAGACCCAUGCGAGACCCUAUCAGACUGGAGAAGGAGAUUGUGCGGCUGCCAGACGGAAUAUUGAAGGUUGUACAUAAUUAUGGUCAUGGGUCCGAUGGUGUGGCUCUUAGCUGGGGAACCGCUGUUGAAGCGACAGAAAUGGUUAAAGAGCUUAUAUCUGGAAUGACAUCGUCGAAACUCUGAAGCGUUAAUAGUAUUGUUCAAAAAUUUAUGAAAAGUCGUUUUAUCUGUUUGUAUUGAUAGUAUUGUAUAAGGAAGGAAAUCCAGCUGAAAAAAAUAAAAUAU
Messenger RNA from Mizuhopecten yessoensis (Yesso scallop), 1153 nucleotides. Its product is annotated as D-aspartate oxidase-like. The record is from RefSeq and is a predicted model, not a curated record. Bases 38 to 1051 code for a protein of 337 amino acids. Gene Ontology annotation, molecular function: D-amino-acid oxidase activity; FAD binding. Lineage: Eukaryota; Metazoa; Mollusca; Bivalvia; Pectinida; Pectinidae. The transcript has 10 exons.